Molecule: messenger RNA, 2235 nt
Organism: Etheostoma spectabile (orangethroat darter)
Lineage: Eukaryota; Metazoa; Chordata; Actinopteri; Perciformes; Percidae
Gene: rnf175
Product: ring finger protein 175
Biological process (GO): ERAD pathway
Cellular component (GO): endoplasmic reticulum membrane; Golgi membrane
Molecular function (GO): ubiquitin protein ligase activity; metal ion binding
Source: RefSeq, a predicted model, not a curated record
UAUUUUUGACCCUCUUGGCUUUCCGUAGCCACGCCGCCUGAGAGCAGCUGUUUGCGGGGAAGCUGCUGUCAAAGCACGGCUAGCUCUGCUAGCUGUCUGCCGGCUAACUUGCAACAGGGGGGGGGGGAAGGAGGAGGAUAAAACGCAAACAAUGGCGGGUGUGCACCCUCAGGACGACCUGCUGAAAAUGACUCACAGGGAGAACUGGAAGGUGCAGCACGAGCGUCUGCACGUGAAGCACAGGGGUCACGAGGCCAUGCACGCGGAGAUGGUGAUGAUCCUCAUCGCCACGCUGGUGGUGGCCCAGAUAGUCCUGGUGCAGUGGAAGCAGCGGCACCACCGGUCCUACAACCUGGUGACGCUGGUCCAGAUGUGGGUGGUUCCUCUUUACUUCACCAUCAAACUCUACUGGUGGAGGUUUCUGUCCAUGUGGAGCAUGUUCUCCGUGGUCACCAGCUACGUCAUCUUCAGAGCCACGCGCAAGCCGCUGGCCUGCCGCACGCCCAGGAUGGUCUACAAGUGGUUCCUGCUGAUCUACAAGCUGAGCUAUGCGGUGGGCGUCCUCGGCUACCUCGCCAUCAUGUUCACCAUGUUCGGCUUCAACGUCUUCUUCAGGAUCAAGGCGGAGGACUCGAUGGACGUGGGUGUGAUCAUGCUGUUUUACGGCCUUUACUACGGCGUCAUGGGCAGAGACUUUGCAGAAAUCUGCUCCGACUACAUGGCUUCUACCAUCGGGUACUACAACAAGGGGGGCAUGCCCAGCAGGAGCCUGACCGACGACAUCUGUGCCGUGUGCGGUCAGAGGAUCCUGGUGGACGUGGAGGAGGAAGGAUUCAUAGAGGACACCUACCAGCUCUCCUGUGGACACAUAUUCCACGAGUUCUGCAUCCGCGGCUGGUGCAUUGUGGGAAAGAAGCAGACGUGUCCGUACUGCAACGAGAAGGUUGACAUGAAGAAGCUGAUGAACAACCCCUGGGAGAAGACGCACGUCCUGUACGGGCAGCUGCUCGAUUGGCUCAGGUAUCUGGUCGCCUGGCAACCCAUCAUCAUAGGCAUCGUCCACGGGAUUAACUUCUCCCUGGGCCUGGAGUAGAGCCCUGUGGAACGCCGCCGUGAGUACGGGACGUCCUGGAGUCGUGACCAAAAAAAGUACAGUCAAAGAACUGUCAAAGUCGGCGCUACAAGGACCCAAAUCAGUCUAUUGUUUCCUCGGUACGUGUUGCUAGACUGGACGCUUUGCACGGUUUCCAGCGGACUGACCCCCAGGUGGUCCUGGUCUCCGUGUGCAGGGGGACACUGUGAUGCCAAGACCGUUGCCAACUUGAACAAAAACGAGAAAAAAUUGGGUACAGAUCCAACGUUUGACACAAGGAAGACACGUGUAGUUUGGAAUUCAUGGACAUGUUGCUGUCAUGUACGUUGUUUUUUUAAUGUGAUGAAUCGUAGCUUCACUUUGGACUGAAAACCCUCAAAAUGCCUUUUUUUUUUAAAACAGGUUAACCCUCCUGUUGUCCUCGGGUCAAAUCUGACCCCCUUUAAAAAAUGUCCAUAUCUGAAAUAUGAGUUUAUUUUUAACCAAAUUACCACAAAAAAUUGAUUGGAUUCCUUCCAACGCUCUUUGCAAAUACAACUGAUCACUUUCAGUCCUCUGAUCUUAACUCAGAAGUCAAAAUAAUUCAUAAUUUCUGCUUUUUUAACUCUAAUAUUAGGUAUAAUUCUAUAUAAAUGAGGGUUAUUGACCAUGAAAUCCAUAAAUUAGUAAAACUAGUAAGGUGGUGUUAGUGAAAACUAAAAAAAAAAGUCUGAAAAAGGGACGAAAAUAUCAAUUUUUCGUCAUUUUUUUGACUCGGGAGGACAACACGAGGGUCAACAGUCUAUUUGCACACCGCUGACACCACCAACACGACCGUUGUUUUAAAUAGUUAAUCUGCAGACUACAUAAUAGAAAAAAUUGUGCCCAAACACCUGUUUACAUUUCAUUUAACGUUGUUCAUUACAAAAGGUCGAUUUGCAACGUCUGUUGUGUAAUGUUUUUAUUAAUAUGAAGCUGAAGUUGCCAAAUGGUCGACUUGUAUCGUAGCAGCUGGAGUCCGAAUGUCCCAGUUAUGUCUCUUUUAAUGAUUUUUGUCGACUUAUCAGCUGAUCCUCCAUGAUGUAAACUAGUCAAGUUACAAAAUGUGGGAUAAAGAUCAGCGAGAAAUGAGUAAAGUGUACUUUUGUUUUGAUGCUGUUCUC